Ostertagia ostertagi is the source of this 513-nucleotide messenger RNA. The record is from the annotation of a GenBank genome assembly. Lineage: Eukaryota; Metazoa; Nematoda; Chromadorea; Rhabditida; Trichostrongylidae.
AUCACCACUCGAUUCUUCAACGAUGAUAACUGAAAUAGAUUGUCGUCGUCUUCCAAAAGUGGAGCUGCAUGCCCACUUGAAUGGCAGCAUAUCGUUGAAAACGAUAGAGAAACUGCGCUAUAUGAGGUCAACGCCUGUGGAAAAUGGAGAUCAUGGGAAUUGCUUAGCACUUACGCAACCGACCACCAUGGACGACUGUGACGGUGUUGUAUAUCUGGAGCUUAGAUCCACGCCCAAAACCACUGCUGAAAUGUCAAAGAAGGAGUAUGUAGGAGGGCAUAGCACCUAUGACGGCAGUCUGUCGAAAGAGGCUCCAGGAAACCUUGGAUAUUUGCUGUUGGCUGACGACAUGGAAGAGUGCUUCUAUGUCAUAGCUCUCAUCUGGGAGGUUAGCAAUCAAUUGGAGGAGGUGGACGAAUUUUUGGCUCUCCGUCCAGAUCGUAUUGGACACGGCACAUACCUGCAUACUAGUGAGAAUUUUGUGAAGCAGUCGUCGAGCAGCGAAUUCCACUA